AUGCUUCGACGCCUUGCCCUGAUCCUCUCCCUCUCCUCUCUCUCCUCCCUUUCUCAUUCCAAACCCAUUACCGCUGAGGCUGCCAACGCUGGAGCUGCGUCCAACUCAGCGGCCAGCCAAGGAAAACUCUCAACCGAGGGCUCUACAACCUACGAUGGCGUCGCGCUCGCUGGGAUUGAGGCGGCCCCUGCGGUCUCAGAUGUCAUUGCCGCCGCUAUCUCCCAAGCCGGCUGGACUAUCGUUGUCGACAGUCAGCAAAGUGCCAAUGGUUACUUAGGGACUAACGCCAUCGACGGCAACACCUCCACGUUCUGGCACUCCGAGUACUCACCAGUACUUGUACAAUUGCCCCACAAUGCCACCAUUGAUAUGAAGACUGCCAGCCUCGUCGGCAGCAUCACUUACCUCCCAAGACAAGAUGGUCAAAGCAACGGCAGGAUUGGUGAACACAUUAUUGAGCUCAGUCCCGACGGCGUCACCUAUACAACAGUAGCCUUCGGGACAUGGAUCGAUGACGCCACCCUCAAGACGACGACCUUCACCCCCUUCACCGCUCGGUAUCUACGUAUCAUCGCCCUUUCGGAGGCCGGAAAUAGAGGGCCCUGGUCCUCCGCCGCAGAAAUCAACGUUUACACUGCCGCCGGUUCCGCGCCUCCGUCGCCUGUUGGGAAGGGCAAGUGGGUCAUGACGGUUGAUUUCCCCCUCGUGCCUGUCUCCAUAGCUCAUGAAUGGUCCACUGGUUCGCUGCUCGCUUGGUCGUCAUAUACUCCCAGCUCCUUCGGGGGCUCCCCAGGCACAACCACCUACACUGCAACCUUCAAUCCUGCUACAGAUCUUGUUACACAAGCCGUAAUCACCAACGUGGAUCAUGACAUGUUUUGCGAAGGACUGUCUUCUUAUGACCCUACGGCCAGUGAUUGGACUGCUCAAGCAGCCCUGAACAUUCCCCGCGGCUAUCAAGCCCAAGUGACUACCUCCACCGGCACACUGUUCACGAUAGGAGCAUCAUGGAGUGGAGGCCAGGGUGGCAAGAACGGCGAGCUCUACAGCACUAGUGCCAACACCUGGACCGAACUUUCUGGUUGCCCGGUUGCGCCUAUCCUCACAGCCGACGCGCAAGGCGUCUAUCGCGCUGAUAACCAUGCCUGGCUUUUCGCCUGGAGUUCCGCCUAUGUCUUCCAAGCUGGUCCCUCACAGGCCAUGAACUGGUUUCUCACCACCGGAACGGGGUCCCAAACUGGAGUUGGGACCCGAGCAUCGGAUACCGACUCCAUGUGUGGCAACGCCGUCAUGUAUGAUGCGGUUGCCGGGAAAAUCCUCACCGUUGGUGGAUCACCGGACUACCAAGAUUCCAACUCCACCGGCAACGCCCACGUCAUCACGCUCGGCACCCCGCCCGCGACUCCCACCGUUCAAACCAUCGGCUCCAUGGCCUACGCGCGUGCCUUUGCCAAUUCUGUCAUCCUCCCCGACGGCACCGUCUUUGUCACCGGUGGCCAAGUCUCGGCUGUUCCCUUCUCGGACGCCACGUCCCAGUAUAUCCCCGAACUCUUCAAUCCGGCCAGCAACACCUUCACCCAAAUGGCGCCUGCCUCCAUCCCCCGCAACUACCACUCCGUUGCGAUUCUUCUCUUCGACGGGACCGUGGGCAACGGGGGGGGCGGUCUCUGCGGCACCUGCGCCACGAAUCACUUCGACAUGCAGAUUUGGAAUCCGCCAUACCUCUACACCAGCUCCGGCGGCCUCGCCACCCGUCCCGUGAUCAACAGCAUUUCGGCGGCCAGCGUCGCCGUCGGCAAGACUUUCUCCAUCACGACCAACGUGGCAUGCUCCGCGUUCAGUAUGAUCCGCAUGACCAGUACGACGCAUACGGUCAACACGGACCAGAGGAGGAUUGCCUUGACGGCGGGGACGACGGCCGGGACCACGUACACGUUUACGGUGCCCAAGGAUCCGGGGGUGGCGGUGCCGGGGCACUGGAUGGUGUUUGCGCUGGCGGGUGGAGUCCCUGCGGUGAGCAAGCAGCUGCAGGUCACACUGACGUAG
Molecule: messenger RNA, 2046 nt
Organism: Letharia columbiana
Lineage: Eukaryota; Fungi; Ascomycota; Lecanoromycetes; Lecanorales; Parmeliaceae
Exons: 5
Coding region: 1-2046 (681 amino acids)
Source: RefSeq, a predicted model, not a curated record